CCAUGGCAGCGCCGCCGCGUCCGUGACAACCCGAGCAGCAGCGCAGAGAGACGAGCUGCUACAGCACCAAACAAAACCUAGAAAAAACAAACAAAACGAGACAAAAGUAGUGAAAUAAGGGAUAAAAACAUAGAUAAGGAGAGGAGAUAUCUGCAGAGAUGUGUUCCAACGUGAGAAGCGCAGGUUUCAAUAGAGGAGAGUUGCUGAAGACGGAGGGCUUCACCGUGAAAUCCACCAUGAAGAACUCUGUGGUAGUGGGUCCUCCUGCAGCAGGAGCGUUCAGAGAGCGCCCAUACAAACCCACGUCCUUCCGCAAGUUCUACGAGCGCGGGGACUUCCCUAUCGCCCUGGAGCACGACACCAAGGGCAACCGCAUCGCCUGGAAGAUGGAGAUCGAAAAGCUGGACUAUUUUCACUACCUGCCGCUCUUCUUUGACGGUUUGUGCGAGACGGUUCACCCGUACGAGUUCUUUGCCCGGCAGGGAGUUCACGACAUGCUGGAACACGGUGGAACCAAAAUCCUGCCUGUCAUUCCACAGCUCAUCAUCCCCAUAAAGAAUGCUCUGAACACACGGAACCUGCAGGUGAUCUGUACCACUCUGAAGGUUCUGCAGCACCUUGUGAUAUCUGGGGAGCUGGUCGGGGAGGCGCUGGUACCGUACUACAGACAGAUCCUGCCCAUUCUAAACAUAUUCAAGAACAAGAACUUAAACUCCGGGGACGGUAUCGACUACAGUCAGCAGAAGCGGGAGAACGUUGGAGAUCUGAUCCAGGAGACACUGGAGGUUUUCGAGCGAUAUGGAGGAGAGGACGCCUUUAUCAACAUCAAAUACAUGGUGCCUACAUAUGAAUCCUGCCUGCUCAAUUAACACAGACAUUUUAUCACACACAAUCUAUAUACAUAGGGAAACACAUGCAGGUACAGAUAUACAUCAUAUAUAUAUAUAUAUAUAUAUAUAUAUAUAUAUAUAUAGGGAGAGGGCGGAGAUGUUUAAUGAAACACACAUACCAAAAAUAUAUAAUAUAUUUAUUAUAAUAACAUACAUCUAGCGAUGCUGCACUCUGAGCCUUACUCCACUCUCUUGUCUACAGCUGAAAAUCAGUUUGAGUGUUUGUUUUCUCCUGUGAACAUUCAAACAAUAAAUGUUUAAAUUAAACAUUUUUCUGAUGAA
Molecule: messenger RNA, 1172 nt
Organism: Astyanax mexicanus (Mexican tetra)
Lineage: Eukaryota; Metazoa; Chordata; Actinopteri; Characiformes; Acestrorhamphidae
Gene: pacrg
Product: PARK2 co-regulated
Exons: 5
Coding region: 159-869 (236 amino acids)
Cellular component (GO): cytosol; neuron projection; vesicle
Molecular function (GO): Hsp90 protein binding; Hsp70 protein binding
Source: RefSeq, a predicted model, not a curated record